CUUGGGGAAAAGUUUUCGGCUGUAAAAAAGCGCUUGGUUUUAUUGACCAGGAUGAAACAAUCAAAACGUGCACUGGAAUUGACUGACUUGAGCUUUUUGUCUGCUGAGGAAAGGGAAGCCAUCCGUCAAGUGCUCUUGAAAGAUGAAGAUUUAAAACGACUGGAGAGGGGAAGACUCAGAGGCAUCAUCUGCUCCAAGAGUGGAUGGAAGAAAAGAAAAACUAUGAGCAAAACUCAAUUGCCCUGACCCACAAUGCAGUUCAUCAGAAGUACAACCCAAAGAGCUCUCUGAUGACCGAAAAAGAUCUGUUUUUCCAUUCUUAAGUGCAGUUCAAGACACUAAACCUGAAAGAGGCUCCACAAAACAUGCAACAAAUCCAGAGCCAAGGCGAAAAAUUUACUUCCUCCAGUACUACGGAAAGAGCAACUGUUUGAAGAGAAAUGGGUGGGUCAAAGAACAGCAAAAGGAUUACGUUGCCUGAUAGGUUUGCGCCUCAGUUUAGGAAUAGGACAAAGCUAUGACAAGAAAGUUGAUUGGAUGGAUUCGAUGGAUGAGGAAAUUCAAAUAUGGAAAAGAAUGUUGGCUAAUCCAAACAGCUGGGCUGAGGGAGAGCUUCCUCUGAGGUCCUCCAUGACCCCGAGGAAAUGAACCUCCUGAGGCUGUGGUCUCAGAUGUUUAGUUGCAAAAGAAAAACAGUUGUUGGUUCCCAAAACAAACCAAGCACAUUCUAUUACCAAUUCAUUUUCUCCUUUCAGGCAUUCUCUUAACAAAAAAGGAUAUUUUCUGCAAUGAUAAAAAGAGUAUAUUAAAUAAUAUGUUGAGAACUUAGUUUGAACAUCAGAUAUGAAUAUUAACCAUUGACUGUAUAUAUGUAAUAGUCAAUCAUGCUUAAUCAUAUUAAAUAAUUUAUCCAUGCAUAAAUUUAUAUAUGUAUUUUAAGAAAUGUAAUUGUUGUGAUUCAUUCUAAAAUUUAAUUUUUUAAAGUCGAUUGUUCACUGAAAAAAGAUAGAACAUGUUUUUUUUUAAAUUGCAAAUGUGAUUAGCAUUUAUAUAUUCUAUAAAUUACAGUGCUAUAUUAAUUUAACUUUUAAAAAAUGCAUAAAAUUGUUAUAUAAAUUGACAAUGUAAAUGCAGUGUUUACAUGAAUUUACUAAUUACUUAAACUUAUUUUACAAAACGUAACUGAAGAACUGAUCGGACCAGAAUGUUUCAUUCGUUCGUUCCAAGAGAAUCUUUCGAAUCUACUGUCGUCAUGAAGACAGAUAAGCUGGAACAUUCCCCAGUGUUUUGAAGGCCGGUUUGCGUCUGUGGCAUGCUGCUGAUUCUAACAACAGAUGGCGGUAUUUCACACUUUCACUGCACUCCCUCGUUCCAAGACAUUUCCUCCCAAAAAAUAUAACGGAGAUGGAGAAGUUCUGGAAGUCCAUAAGUUUGAGUCAGCGGACGUUUAACUUUCCUCCUUCUGACUAAGUCCCUUCGACGGAUGGGAGAUAAGGAAACUUUCGCCCUAAGAAAACUCAUUUUAUAGCGAAACUUGCUUAUUUUUGAGAGUUUUGUCAUUGAAAUGUUACAAAUAGUUAUCGUAAUUGUCAAGAAGUUUGGCAGUUUUAACGACUUUCCAGCUUGAAGGUUGGUUAUCUCCUGUCUAAUCCAGAACAUCUUUCAUCAUGGGUGACUGGAGCGCACUGGGGAAACUUCUUGACAAGGUCCAGGCGUACUCCACGGCAGGAGGCAAAGUCUGGCUCUCCGUCCUCUUCAUCUUCCGGAUCCUGGUGUUGGGGACGGCGGUGGAGUCCGCCUGGGGAGACGAGCAGUCGGCAUUCAAGUGCAACACGCUGCAGCCCGGCUGCGAGAACGUGUGCUACGACAAGUCUUUCCCCAUCUCCCAUGUGCGCUUCUGGGUGUUGCAGAUCAUAUUUGUGUCCAUGCCGACCCUCCUGUACCUCAGCCACAUCGUGUUCCUUAUGCAAAAGGAGGAGAAAUUAAAUAAAAAGGAGGAAAAAUUAAAAGACAUCCAGAGCAAAGGAGGAGAUGUGGAUGUGCUGUUGAGGAAAAUUGAAAUGAAAAAGUUCAAGUACGGCCUGGAAGAUCACGGGAAGAUCAAAAUGAGAGGAGGGAUAUUUUACACAUAUGUAGUGAGCAUCGUGUUAAAGUCAAUAUUUGAAGUUGUUUUCCUGUUGAUUCAGUGGCACCUUUAUGGAUUCAAGCUGUCAACUGUUUAUACGUGUCAAAGGUUCCCUUGUCCACAUAAAGUAGACUGCUUUUUGUCUCGUCCCACCGAGAAGACGGUUUUCAUCAUCUUUAUGUUGGUCGUUUCACUGGUCUCUCUGGCCCUCAAUGUCUUUGAGUUUUUUUAUGUGAUUUUCAAGAGGAUGAAGGAUCGAUUCAAAGAGUCAGAGAAAAACUUUGAAAGCGCCUGUAAUAUCAAGGCCUGCCCAAGGAACCCGUCCAGAUAUGGGUAUUACAACGACUGCUCGGCCCCCCUCCCUAAUCUGGGCUAUAACCUAGAUAUGGGCGAUAAAUCCAACUCCUCUGACAAUUACGACAAGCAGGCUAAUGAGCAGAACUGGACUAAUUACAGUACAGAACAGAACCAGCUGGGUCACACUCGGCGUUUUCCAUAUCCCGAGAAAGUGACUCUGGGGAAGGAUCUUCUGCUGCUCAAAGAGCUUGAACCUCGACCCAGCAGUCGAGCGAGCAGUCGGGCCCGGCCGGAUGAUCUUGACAUCUAGCAGAAGCCUCAAACACAGGUCCCAUGGACAAUUUCUAGCUUUUACAAGCCGUGAACAUAAAAAAUAAAUAAUAAUAAAACAAAAAACACUGUGAAAAGGACACUGUCACUGACAUCCAAAGAGUAAUAUUUUAACAUUUAUAUUUAUUUUAAGAGUUUUUGCUAUUGUCACUCAAGCCAAACAGUUUUUUUUUAUGUAAACUGUAUUUGCGCUGUGAUUGUAAGAAUUUAAAUAAUUUCAUAGGUUUACUCUAAAAUAAACAU
This is a messenger RNA of Carassius gibelio (silver crucian carp), 2995 nucleotides long. Its product is annotated as gap junction alpha-1 protein-like. Gene Ontology annotation, biological process: cell communication. Bases 1668 to 2732 code for a protein of 354 amino acids. The transcript has 5 exons. The record is from RefSeq and is a predicted model, not a curated record. Lineage: Eukaryota; Metazoa; Chordata; Actinopteri; Cypriniformes; Cyprinidae. Gene Ontology annotation, cellular component: connexin complex.